AUAAUAAAAAAUACAGUUGUUCAUUGUUAGUUCAUUGUUAGUUCAUAGUGCAUUAACUAAUGUUAACAGAUAUAACUUUUGAUUUUAAAAAUGGAUUAGUUUAUGUUGAAAUUAAUAUUAGCCAAGAUAAAUAAAUUCUGUAAAGGUAUUGUUCAUUGUUAGUUCAUGUGAACUAAUGUUUUUAACUAAUGUUAACAAAUGGAACCUUAUUGUAAAGUAAUACCGAAUACAGUAUAUGGGCAAUGGGCUGUAUUUACUUAACUACGUCAGUAUACAAUAUACCCGCCCUUCAGAGCGACACAAGGCGGAUGAGAGAGACUCGAAAGGAAAUGCCAUGCAAUCGCCCCAGUGCACAGAUUUCCCUACGGACAGACUGCAGUUAAAGGAGCCGUUACCACUUCCAUUUAGCCCUCUGGUUAGAAGUUCGAGAUGUGAGAGUUCAAACUGUUUCAUUUGUCAGCUUUUGCUCAUUCGACUGGAGUUGUUAGCUGCUUCCACCCGGAGUGUCUCCUCCUACCGCUGUUUUGACAGUGUCCGCAGCCUCCGCAAGCACACACACACACACACAGACGCGGAGCAGCCGUGGAUAGCUGAAAACGCUUAAAAGGGGGGGUUACAAGCACAUUUUAUUUUAAUGACUUGGGAUAUGCAAGAAUGUGUUGCCCUGCCGUCCUGACACUGGUGGAAAACCACAGAUGGCAGUGACUUUGUUACCCUCAGAUAGGAAAAUAUGGCACCUCAACAACCUUCCAGCAUGGAUGAGCAGACAGGAGAGCCAUGUGAGCCUGAAGCUGAGAAGGGAGAGAAGGAAGGUCCAGGACCCCCUUUAGGUGAAUCUGAACCAGCCACCAUUGAUGCUCCGGAUGGAGGCUGGGGCUGGGUGGUCCUGCUUGCUACCAUACUUGUCUUAGCGCUGACACUGGCAUUUCCUUCCUGCAUCGGCAUCUUCUAUGUAGAUCUUCAGACAGAAUUUAAAGCCAGCAACAGUGAGACUUCUUGGGUGCCAUCAAUAAUGAUAGCAGUUCUACAUGCUGGAGGUCCUCUCUGCAGUGUGCUGGUGGAACGCUUCGGCUGCCGGGCGACAGUGAUGUUUGGGGGAGUGCUGAGUGGUUUGGGGAUGGCCGUCAGCUCUUUUACACAUUCCAUACUUGAGUUAUACAUAACUGCUGGGGUAAUAACAGGUCUGGGUUUCUGUUUGAGUUUUCAGCCUGCUGUUACCAUCCUCGGCCAUUACUUUGUGCGCCGUCGUCCUUUUGCCAAUGCAAUGUCGUCCACUGGCACUGCUUUGGGACUGUCUACAUUGCCUUUUUUAGGUGACUAUCUCCACAGUGAGCUUGGCUGGAGAGGGAGCUUUCUGGUGCUGGGUGCUGUGCUACUUAACUGCUGUGUUUGUGGUGCUGUUAUGAGACCACUGAGACCUCGCAAGCCCAGAAUCACCAAGGCAGUUAAGAACGCCCCACCAUCCCCAGACAAAAAACGAUUGAAAGUGAGAAUGCAGGGGAUGUUUGAGAGAUUAGCAUCCUCCCUCAGACGUCACAUGGCCUUUGACCUGUUCAGUUGUAACCUGCGAUUUCGAGUCUUCUCCUUGGGCAUCACUUGGAUGAUGCUAGGGUUUGUGGUGCCGCUUAUCUACCUGGUUCCCUAUGCUACAGCCUACGGCAUGGAUCAGAGCCGAGCCGCCCUGCUGCUCUCCAUCCUGGGCUUUGUCAACAUCUUUGUGCGACCUCCCAUCGGAGUGCUCUUCGGCUUGCCCUGGUUCAAAGGCCGGCACAUCUAUGUGUUCUCGGUGGCACUGUUUAUUAAUGGACUCAGUAACAGUAUUUGCUGCAUUGCUGCUAGUUUCCCUGUGCUCUUAAUAUAUGUGCUGACUUACGGGUUAUCUAUGAGCGUGAUUGGCUCGCUGAUGUUCACCGUGCUGAUGGACACAGUUGAGAUGAAUCGAUUCCCAUCUGCUCUUGGCCUGCUGUCUAUCAUGGAAAGCGUCACACUGCUGGUUGGGCCUCCUCUUGCAGGAAGCCUUGUGGACAGUACUGGCUUGUACACAUAUGUGUUUCUGGCUUGCAGUAUCUCAGUGGCCUUAUCAGCUCUGUUCCUAAUAGUUUCAUUUUACUGGCUGGACUGUCGCGAUGCAGCCCAGAAGGACAAUUCACCAGCUUCUGGAUCUCCAGCUAAGCCUGCAGUCACUCUGUCAACAAGCUGCCAGUACAGCAGUGUGCCUACAGAUGGGGAUAAGACAUAUAACCUAUCUUCAGAGAGAGAGAACAUUACUGAAAUAUGACCUGCAUCAGAAUCAGACUGGGGUUGUUCAUGUUUAAAUUUUUAUCUAUAUCAGAUGUGUUACAGCUCAUGAAAAUGUAUUCAGUAUACACCGAAUUUUUUUAUUUUUUUUUACUCCGUUUCUUAGUAACACAAAAUGUGUUGUUUUUAAAUGUAUCAUUUCAGUGAGUGUCAAACUUGCGUUGUUUUGUACUUUGAUAUAUGGUCUAGUGAGCAUGAGCUCAUGUCACUGGUAUGCCUUGUAUGCUAAGUGCCAUGGUAUACUAUAAUGCCAUCUGUUUGGGUUACAGUAAAUUAAAGGUGAUGUAAGUGAUUUGUUAAUAGCAUGUUCUUACUAGCUGACAGAUUGGACUGAAAUAAGUGUCCUGAGAAAUCUCAUUUAUUUCUUUGACAGCCCUAGGCUCUGCAAACAGCAAAAAGGAGACAGGUGAGCACUUUUUUUUUUUUUCUCCAGAAAACUAACGAAUCAGAGAACGUGUUUUUUGUAUUUUAUGUGUUUGUGUUUUUGUUUGCUCACGUGUUUGGAGAGCAGAGUUUUGGACAGAGUGCGGGAGGUUGACAGGUUGGUCUAAUUCAGUGCCCUAGUCUAGCGGACUAGCAAAAUGUGUAAAAUCACUAAUAGCAGCUUUAAAUAUUAUAAAAUGCUACUUUAUACUUGAUCUUCAAUGACAAAACUUUAAAGUUAUUUUGCCAGAAAAUAAGCUAUUUGGAGUCAGGAAUGCAUCAUAGCUUGUUUGUUUCAUGCCUAUAAUAUCUACACUAUGUCAAGUUUUUAGCAGACUCAGUUUCUUCAUUUUUAUCAAUUAUAUCACAAUACAUUAUUAUGCACUGUGAUAAUAAGCUCCAUACACGGAAAGACAUGCAUUCACUGUCUAAAACUUAAAAGGAGAUUGUUCACCUGAUGUUUUACAUUUACCCAUUCUAUUGCCAAAGUAAGAAAAGAGACUUUAGUAAAGAUUUUAGAUUUUAGUAAAGUUGUUAUUACUACACGUGGGCAAUUGAUGGCUAAAGAUACAGUACUGUGCAAAGGUUUUAGACAGUUGUUGAAGUAUAGUGGGGAUGUUUUCAAAAAUAAUGCCUUGAAUAUUUUUCAUUGAUCAAUUAACUUAACAUAAUUUGCCAUAACAUAUUCAAUUAAAUUAACAUAAAGUGCAGUAGACAUAAAAAAAAUAACUAAAAUAAAAAUCAGUAUUGUUGUAGGACUUCUUGUUCUACUUAUAUUAUAUUAUAUUUACAAAAGAAAUGUUUGGAAAUCUAAAAUUGAUAUUUUCUAUUGACAGACUAUAGCAGAAGAUAUAAAAUAACCAUCUUAUGUCAAAUGUUUAUGUAAAACAUCUAAUGUGCCUAAGAUUUUACACAGUACAAUAUCUCAAAGACAGGCCUUAUUUAACCCAAACACGUGCAAUGAAACUUGCAAAGACAUAUCAAACACAGACUUUCUUUUCCAGUUGAGUAUGAUUUGCCCUUAAUACUUAAGUACGUGCCCUUGUGGAGUUGUUAGGUUCAUGGAUUAGUAUUGUGAGUGUUUGAACAGCAAGUGUUCAAAGGGUCUAUUUUAAUUCAAUACAGAAUAAGACACAUUUCACUGUAAUGCAAGCUAGCUGUUCAUUUCUUCUCAUGUAAACUGUUUUUAGUCUUGUCAUAGUUGUGCUGUUAUUGUUUUUUUUUAUAUACUUUACCAAAGCAAUAUACCUUCUUCUGAAAGAAGUAGGCUAUGAGCCUCUCUAGAAUGUAUCAUGUAUAUCAAAAUGUACAUUACAGAGUAUUUACUACAAUGAUAAAGUUUAUUUCUGUAUUAAAGGCAAAGAUAUUUGGAAUUUUAGUGCUUAAGAUUUUGUUCUGCUGUCUAAUUGCACUUAAUAAACAAGCAGAAUUAUUUGA
Molecule: messenger RNA, 4158 nt
Organism: Myxocyprinus asiaticus (Chinese sucker)
Lineage: Eukaryota; Metazoa; Chordata; Actinopteri; Cypriniformes; Catostomidae
Gene: slc16a5a
Product: solute carrier family 16 member 5a
Exons: 5
Coding region: 731-2278 (515 amino acids)
Biological process (GO): transmembrane transport; monocarboxylic acid transport
Molecular function (GO): monocarboxylic acid transmembrane transporter activity
Source: RefSeq, a predicted model, not a curated record